ACCUUGACCUUUGGACCUGGAGCUUGGUAUUUCCAUUCCUUGCUCCCGAUCGUUCGUCCCGGUUUGAUCCUGACAUCAUUUCUGGGUAUCUCCCAGUGUGUGCUCGCUGCCGUGAUUCUGGUGACCUUUUUCUUCGCGUCCGCCAUGAAUCCAGGGAUUAUCCCAAGGAAUGAAAGCAUUCCGCAGGAAUUAGAGCAACAGAUGGAUUUAAGAGGUGUACCUCGACAUCGCUUUUUGAAGAUCAGCGAGAUCACCAUCAAACAGUUUUGUGCCACGUGCAACAUCUUCAGACCACCACGUUCAAAGCAUUGCUCCUUCUGUGACAAUUGCAUUUUGCGCUUCGAUCACCACUGCACGUGGUUGGGAAAUUGUGUGGGAUUGUACAACUACCGCUAUUUUGUGGUUCUGAUCUACUCCUCCACGAUUUUUCUCAUGCAGUGCCUGUAUGUGACCGUGUGCCACUUCGGACAGGAGGCAGAUGAUACCUUCGGCCCUGACUAUGGCUUCCUAGAUGUGCUCUGGGUGCUGUCGGAGGAUACCUCCACGGUGUUCUUCUUCUUGUACUGUCUUUUUCUGAUGUUUGCUGUGUUAUUGCUGGCCGUGUACCACACCGUGAUUUCCUUGCAGAAUUUGACCACCAAUGAGCACGUCAAGAACUACUACAGGGAAGGCCAAAACCCAUUUGAUUAUGGCGGGCUCAAAAACUGCCAGCAGAUCUACUGUUUCCCAGAGAAUCUCGUCUGCAGAUCCAUGAUCCAACACGAUCCAACCUGCUAA
Molecule: messenger RNA, 777 nt
Organism: Cladocopium goreaui
Lineage: Eukaryota; Dinophyceae; Suessiales; Symbiodiniaceae
Source: the annotation of a GenBank genome assembly